Messenger RNA from Leptinotarsa decemlineata (Colorado potato beetle), 762 nucleotides. It is a transcript of the gene Amun, whose product is annotated as protein amun. NCBI's taxonomy places the organism in Eukaryota, Metazoa, Arthropoda, Insecta, Coleoptera, Chrysomelidae. The record is from RefSeq and is a predicted model, not a curated record.
GCCACUGCGAACGUCAUCCAUAUCCGUAAGCAUCCCUCACAAAGAACUGCGGCUCGCUGGGUUCAAGAUUCAAAUCGACCAAAUAUAGUUGUCAACAUCAUCUGGUUGCACUGAAUUUCACCCGUCCUGAAAUCUGUCAAGCUGCAUUUUCCUCUCGCCUUAAUCGCCUAAAAACGACGACCAAACGCUUGGCAACGUCGCAGGGGAAUGUCAGUCUUGCUGGGCCGGGCUUGGGGAAACAUCAGACAAUCGAGGCCACGCCAGUGCUGCCACUUGCCAACUACGGCGAACCCAUCAACUAAGCUACAGCACGCCAGCUUAGCAGUGCCAGUAGUGAAUAGUGAACAGCAAUAGGCAUGGCCUCCGCGAAAGAUACGGCUACGUUCUUCACCCACGGCACCUGUCAACAAUUCGAGCAGGUCCUCAAAUUGUAUCCGCAAGCCCUUCGACUCAAAGCCGACCGAAAGGCUAAGAAACCGGAGGAACUGAUCAAAUUAGACAACUGGUUCCAAAAUGAAUUGCCAAAGAAACUGAAGAGUCGCGGCAAGGACGCUCACUUGGUUCACGAAGAAUUGGUUCAAUGUAUGAAAUGGAAACAGGCGCGAGGAAAAUUCUUUCCUCAGCUGUCUUACUUGGUGAAAGUGAAUACUCCCAGGGCGGUUAUGGCAGAAACGAAAAAAGCUUUCAGAAAAUUACCUAAUCUUGAACAAGCUAUGCAAGCACUGUCGAAUUUGAAGGGCGUUGGAACAACCAUGGCUUCAG